CUGCAGAAAGCAGCAGCUCCUCUUCACCCCCCCACACACCUCCGAGCUGCCUCCACUCACCAUGGCUGCAAAGAACAAGAACAAGAGCAGCUCCGGCGAGAAGAGCCCAGCGCCCGUCAGCCAGGAUGAGGCUCCGAAGAAAGCCCAGAAGAGCCCCAGCACCGGGUCCUCCGGCUCCCCGGGACCCCAGGGGCCACGGACCCGGGGCGGCCUGGGACUCGUCCUGAACACAGUGUUCUACGCAGCACUGAUAGGAGCCGCGGGGUUUGCAGCGUUCUACCUGCAGCAGGUCGUGGAGGAGAUCCGAGCGAGCAACACCAGGACCGAGCAGAGCGCACAGAGGAGCGCGGAGCUGGGCAGGAGCAUGGAGAGCGUCGUGCAACAGGUGGAGUCUCUGAGGAGCUCUGUGGACGGUCUGGAUUCAUCGCUGAGCAUCACACGGGUGGAGCUGCAGGGGGCCAUCAGCCGCAUGAAGACGGGCGAGGUGGAGACGAGGAGGGUGAAGGAGGCGCUCCAGAACCUCCAGAACGACCUCCUCAGGGACCUCUCGGAGGGCAUCAGCGAGGUGAAGGAGGCCCGCGAGAGGGACUUCUCCUCGCUGGAGAAGACGGUGGAGGAGCGCCUGGCCGAGGUGAGCCAGUCCAUCAAGGUCAACAUGGCAGAGGUCACUGAGGCCCAGGGCGAGGCGCAGAGCCAGCUGGCCGACCUCAAAGCCCGCCUGGGGGACAUGGAAGACCCUGCACUCAUCAAGGAGGAGCUCUCCGCCAUCGUCGAGGCUGUGGCUGAAAUCAAGAUGUCCAAACAGGCGGAAGCAUCAUCAGCCAACUCACUCAGGGAGCAGAUUGGCGCCGUGAGGGAAGAGCUCCAGACUCGCAACCAGGAGGUGGCCUCGCUGUCUCAGGAGGUGGAAGCGGUGAGGUCGGGGGUGCAGGAGAACGUUGGGAGCCUGAGGCAGUCGCUGUCGGAGGCAGAGGCCGAGGUUCAGGCCCUGAAGGACAAAACGCUGAUGGUGGAGGGCGUGGUGGAGCAGGCCGCCGAGGUGGCCCGUGAGGUCGGGAGAGAGGCGAACGCAGCGGCUGCUCAGGGACAGAAAAGGUCAGAGGAGCUUGAAGCGAGAGUGAGAGCAUCAGAGGAGAGUGGAGACUCACUGUUGGCGUCAGUGUCAGAAAUCACCUCCAAAGUGGAAUCACUGCUCGCUAAGCUGGACACCCACGAGAGCGCUCAGGCUGCGCAGGUGCAGAAGGCCAAAGCUGGGUUGGAGCAGGAGCUGGAGACGCUGAGGAGCAGCCUGGGGGCGCUGCAGUCAAACGUAGUCGCUCUGGAUGGAGCCAUGAAGGACUCCAGUCAGGAUGAGCAGGUGAAGGACUUGGAGAAGAGGCUCGCUGCUCUGGAGGCCAGCAGCAGCACGAAGCCCGAGCAGCUGGAGGGUCUACGCAAGAUGGUGGCUGGGCUGGAGGACAAAGCCGCCAAGCUUGAAGGCCACGAUCAGGCCAUCGCUGCUCUUCAGAAAGCUCUGCAGGAGACCACGAAGAAACUGCAGAAGAAGAAGUAGUUUAUUGAGAGACGUGACAUCAGGAAACUAGAACAGGGACAGUGAUGAAUCCAAGCACAACCCACUCCUCCUAACUCUAUGAAGAAUUGAAACACAAAACUUGAUGGUGCACACUUAGGAGGGGGGGGCAGAGCUGGACUGCUGAAUCUGUGGAUUCAAAUCCACGACCAUUCUGCACUGUACUUUUAUUUUAGAAUGUUUUAUUAGGUUGGUUUUCUUUACUUUACAGUUUUCUGUGCCAAGGCUGCUUUUUCUUUUGACCUCCUUAUGAAAAUGAAAUAAUUAGCUCCUCUUGAGCACUCCUUUGUUUACUCACUACAUUUUGUUGUUGUUGUUGUUGUUGUUUUUACAGGAAUAAAAAGCUUUCGUCCACCAA
Limanda limanda (common dab) is the source of this 1928-nucleotide messenger RNA. It is a transcript of the gene ckap4, whose product is annotated as cytoskeleton associated protein 4. The record is from RefSeq and is a predicted model, not a curated record. Lineage: Eukaryota; Metazoa; Chordata; Actinopteri; Pleuronectiformes; Pleuronectidae. Bases 62 to 1552 code for a protein of 496 amino acids. The transcript is spliced from 2 exons.